This is a messenger RNA of Cynoglossus semilaevis (tongue sole), 3343 nucleotides long. RefSeq names its product ring finger protein 103 (gene rnf103). Gene Ontology annotation, biological process: ERAD pathway; protein ubiquitination. The transcript has 7 exons. Bases 890 to 2914 code for a protein of 674 amino acids. Lineage: Eukaryota; Metazoa; Chordata; Actinopteri; Pleuronectiformes; Cynoglossidae. Gene Ontology annotation, molecular function: ubiquitin-protein transferase activity. Gene Ontology annotation, cellular component: endoplasmic reticulum. The record is from RefSeq and is a predicted model, not a curated record.
GAGCCGUUAAAGCAGACAAUUGCAGAGAAUUAAAUUGUUACAGAAGUGUGUAACAUUAGAAAUUUCAGAAAAUAAGAAAUGAUUGAAUCGGUCCAGCCUCCCUGUAUCAAUGAUGUUAUGCUGCCCUCUGGUGGACAAACUGAACAUUACAACAAUUCAUACAGCCUGUUUUUGGAGAUCACUUCAAUUCUUCUAGCGUUUAAAGUUCAUUAUCUAACGUUGACCGACACAUUUAGCAAAAUUACUUGUUUAAGCGUUUCGGCCCAUAGAUGACGUCAUACUUCCUUGCCACAGAAUUGCAUUAGUUGAAGAGCUAAAAGUGGCUAACCGGUCAGUGACAAGUGUCUCUGAUGUUCAGUUGCUUCUUCUUUGUUUAUACAUCAACUACCGCUGGUUAUAAUGGUUAUAAUAUCAUAUAACCAGAGGCUGCAGUUAUGACUACAGGCACACGGCGGCAGCAGAACUACCCGAUGUCCUAAAACGUUGAAGAAAAGAAGAAGCUUGUUUACAUGUGUGAGGUGGAGCCGGAUGUGACGUUGUUUGUGUACAGCAGCUGAUCGCAGCAGGUCAUAAUAGUGUCUGUUUUUUUUAUUCCUUUAACUGUAAAAACGGUGGCUGCCCAGCUGUCGACCAUCUACUGCCCGAGGUUGCGGUGUUUGCGACGGACACCGAUGUCUCGCGCCUUCCUCGUAUUUCAUCCAGGAACACCAGUGGGCCCCCUGCAAUGCUAAGCUAAGUGGCUAGCUGUCACCGUCAGCAGAAGCCAACAGCGCCGGACGACAGAGACGAAGCUCCGAGGCACCAUGACGGUGUGACACAACCUCAGAGCGGCUCCUCCGGCUCCUCCGGCUCCUCUGCUCCUGCUGGGCGCUCUUUAAUCCGCUGCAGGAUGUGGCUCAAACUAUUCUUCCUGCUGCUCUACUUUAUGGUGCUGUUCACGCUGGCCCGGAUCUUCGAGACUGUGGUCUGGUACGAGACUGGCGUGUUCGCCACUCAGCUGGUGGAUCCUGUAACUCUGAGCUUCGAGAGGCUGAGGACCAUCCUGGAGUGUCGGGGCCUGGGCUACUCUGGCCUGGCAGAGAAGAAGGACGUGAGCGAACUAGUGGAGAGAUCAGGAGAGCUGACACACGGAGAGCUGUACUCAGCCAUCAAGAAGGAGAAGGAGCGGACGGAGGCAGGAGGUUCCAGCAACACACACUUCAGUGGAGAGAUGCACUUCUACGAACUGGUGGAAGACACUAAAGACGGGAUCUGGCUGGUUCAGGUCAUCGCCCAGAACCGCCAGGCUCUGCUGCCCGAGUCCAGCUGGGGCAAGAUGGUGCAGAAGGUUUCUCAGUUUGGGAUUCGAACUGGAACCUUCAACUGCUCUCAUGAUUACAGGUCGUGUGUCAAGCGUGGUUGGCAGCGCUCCACUCUGGUCAUGUCCGUUCCUCAGACCUCGGCGUCGAAGGGUAAGGUCAUGCUGAAGGAAUACAACGGACGCCACGUAACCAUCGAACACAUUUUCCGCUGGAUGACCUCACAUGUGGCUCAUCGAAUCAAAACCCUGACUGAGUCUGAGCAGCUGGUGGAGGAGUGGCGGGCUGACCCCGCCCACCCAAUCAAGAUGUUUCUGUUCGCCCACCUUCCUCAGCCGCCCGCCUUCUUCUCCUCACUCUCCAUCAAGUUCACCGGCAGGAUCGACUUCAUCUUUGUGGACAUCCGUCACUGGGACAAUCACAGCAGCCUAUCAGAGAUCGGUGUGACGCAGAGCCCCGCCUACAUCCUGAAGAUGCCUGAAGGAAUCUAUCGCUAUGGAAACAGUACCGGGGAGUUUCUUUCUCUUGCUGCCCUGGACACAUUCCUACGUUCUGUCCAGCCUGAGGUCAACGACCUCUUUGUCCUGAGUCUGGUCCUCAUCAACCUCCUGGCCUGGAUGGAUCUCUUCAUCACUCAGGGAGCAACAGUGAAAAGGUUUGUGGUUCUAAUCCGCACACUGGGAACCUACAACUCCAUCCUGCUGGUGUCCUGGCUCCCUGUUCUGGCUCUGCUCCAGCUGCCGUACCUGGACACGCUGUACCGUUACAGUCUGAAGCUGCUACGAUAUGCCGACACCACCACACUGGCCAGUCUGGUCCGGGCUGACUGGACCUUCUACUCGUCCCAUCCCGCUCUCUUCCUGUCCACCUACUUGGCCCACGGCCUGCUGGUUGACUACUUUGAAAAGAAGCGCCGUUGUGGGGUCAGAGGUCGUGAGGACAGCACCACUAACCUGGAGUGGCUGGCCAGUCUGUGGGACUGGUACGCGUCCUACCUGUUCCAUCCCAUCGCAUCACUGCAACAGGUCCCCUCCAACCAGUCAGACUGGGAGGAUGAUCCCAGCUUCUUCUUUGAGCAUUUGGCCUUCCCCGAUCUCUGGCUCCGCCCACUAGUGAACGUGGACUACAUUAAAGCUCUGCCCACCUGGAGGUUUAGGUCCGUAGGCCGGCGCAGGGGCAGCGGGUCCGGUGAAGAGCGGCGCAGCGGCUCAGAAAGUUCACAGUCAGACAGAGAGAAUUCCCCUUGUGCAGGCUUUCACACAUGUGCACCUGACAGAAUGUACCAGCAGGGGUCAGCAUGCAGUCAGGACCACAGCAGCCCGACGUGUGGCGCCCAGCCCGACUGUUUGGACCCUGACAACAGCCACAAGUGUGUGUGUGGCCCAGCACCAGAAGACACUAGCUGUGACUGGUCCUCGUGGCCCCGUGGAGUGUUGCACUGCUCCGAGUGUGUGGUGUGUCUGGAGAACUUCAUGAGUCAGGAGCUGCUGAUGGGGCUGCCCUGUGGCCACGCCUUCCACCAGCAGUGCAUCGUGGUGUGGCUGGCCGCAGGAAGACACUGCUGCCCCGUCUGUCGCUGGCCCAGCUACAAGAAGAAGAAGCAGCAGCAGGACUGACAGACGGACAGACAGGACCGACCCAGUGACUCCUCCCUCCCACCAGGGUGUGUCUGUCAUCAUCACUCCUUCCCCUAGAGCCGUCACAGGACCAGGGAGAGGAGGAGGAGGAGGACCAGAGCAGGCCUGCUCCCCUUUCCCGCUCAGACAGUGUUCAGCCAUUAUUGCACACACACACACACACAGCCUGGUUUAUUGAAGACAGGACACACUCAUACACACAUAGCUAAACUAGUUGUGCAAUAAAAUCCUGUGGUUGUUUGUGUGUUGACAGAAAGUUACUGACAGAGUGGAGCGACAGACACAGGAAGUCACUCUGCACCAAAACACUAGUGUAGAAAAAACCCUAAUCAUAAAAACAUCAGCGUCACUCGUCAUUGAUACAUUGUUUCCCUGGUGACUUUAAAACUAUGGCCCCCGGUCAGAAAA